AUGUCUGCAGUCGCUGCUUCGCCAAAUCGCCCGCAGACAAAUCCUGUUCCUCCUUCACCACGUCGUCAAGUAUCGCAAUCUCAACACUCCCGCUCAGCCUCCGCCUCUGCGGCACCGUCCCAGCUCGCGAACGUCGCUAGGAACGAUUAUGAGCAGUCAAAUAUAGCACAGAACACCUCUUCUUCCCGUCAUCCUGCCCGCUCCGAUUCGACGCGAAACGCCGCUCCGGCUAGUCAAUCGAGAUACCAUUCUCAGGAAAUGCAGUCCUCUAACUCAAACGGCACCCAUGCUGCUGCUGCCUCUGGAACUAACGUCCGUCGGCGAACCACCAUCGACGCAACCACUGGUCACUGGGAUCUUGGAAAGACGAUCGGUGCGGGAAGCAUGGGAAAGGUGAAGCUGGCUCGCAACAAGGAGACUGGUGAACAAUCAACCGACGAACAUCGCAACGCACAAGACCGAGAAAGAGCUGAUCAUUCCAAAGAAGUACGCACAGCCCGCGAAGCUGCUAUUGUCACCUUGGUUGACCACCCGUACAUCUGCGGCAUGCGCGAUGUCGUUCGCACGAACUACCACUGGUAUAUGCUUUUCGAGUAUGUCAAUGGCGGUCAGAUGCUUGACUACAUUAUUUCCCAUGGUCGCCUGAAGGAGAAGCAAGCGCGUAAAUUUGGUCGCCAGAUUGCAAGUGCGCUCGACUACUGUCAUCGCAACAGCAUCGUGCAUCGAGAUCUGAAGAUCGAAAACAUUCUGAUCAGCAAAACUGGCGACAUCAAAAUCAUUGAUUUUGGCUUGAGUAACACCUUCUCACCCAAGGGCCUCCUGAAGACGUUCUGUGGUUCCCUCUAUUUCGCCGCGCCCGAGCUUUUGCAGGCAAAAGCUUACACCGGUCCUGAAGUUGAUGUCUGGAGUUUUGGUAUUGUCUUGUAUGUCCUCGUCUGUGGCAAGGUUCCGUUCGAUGAUCAGAGUAUGCCUCAGUUGCAUGCCAAGAUCAAGAAGGGAGCAGUAGAGUAUCCGCCUUGGUUGAGUGCAGAGUGCAANAACCUGAUCGCUCGCAUGCUUGUCACUGAUCCCUCACAACGCGCUACUCUUGCGGAAAUCAUGGUACAUCCUUGGAUGACGAAAGGAUUCGGUGGACCUCCUGAAAACUACCUGCCUCCUCGCAAGCCACUGCAGCUGCCACUGGAUCCACGAGUUCUUCAGAAGAUGGAUGGCUUCGAUUUUGGUACUGCGGAAUAUAUCGAGCAGCAGCUCACCAAGAUCAUACAAUCCGAGGACUACCAAAAGUCUGUGGUUGCAAUGGAGCGUCGCCACCAAUCCGGCCUCUCGGACUCGCAGAACAAGCAAGGUAGCAUGUUUGACUUUUACAAACGACGAAAGUCCACGACAAGUCGCGACACUCUUACUGGACCCUCUUCUGAAGCUGUUCAGCUGGGCUCAGACCCUCUGAAUGCUUACAAUCCACUGCUUUCCGUGUACUUUUUGGCCAAGGAGAAGAUCGAGCGCGAGGAAAGAGAGUCCAACCCAGGCGCUCUAGCUAUGCCACGGUCGCCUGGUGAAAAGCCAUUGCAGCUGCCUGAUCUCCAGCCACCAGCGGCUGCUUACACAAACAGUGCUACUUACGAGAUGGCUGGAGAGGCACCAACAGGAGGCAGAAGUCGUCCUCGAGCUAGGACACAUGGUGAAGAAGAUAUGCAGGAUGACGCAAAGAAGGCCAGAUCCACCAACCGCGCGCCACCGGUGCCAUCUCCUGCCAUUGUUCUUCCGCCACCCGAGCAUACGCCUGUGAAGAAGGAGAGCGCUGCAGUGGGCCUGCUCCGCCGACUGAGCACCAGAAGGCACAAGGACCCCGAAAGACCAGCCCCAGCAGCAACCAACGAUGCCUUUACUACCCCUAAGAAAAGCUUCAGCAUGAGGAGACAGCGAGAUCCAAGCGCCAACAGACUACACCCAGAACCUGUUAUUGAGAAGCCAGCAGAACUACUCACGCCAACCCCCGAGCGCGUCACUCUAGGGCGCUCUACCAGCGUCAGUGCUGCCGAGCACAACCGCGAUAACACUCGCCGAGGAGUCUCUGAAGGAUCCAGCGCUCGACCAACAGCAAUGACCCCUCAACCUAGUAGACGCGGCGACAGAAGCUAUGGUGAUGCUUCUUCAGACGCCGAAGCCUCGGGUUCAAGAACAAUGCCGCUCACUUCGAGAACAAAGUCGAUGGGUCACGGUCGCAAGGAAAGCUUCCAGGCACGCAGGGCUAGAAGAAUGGACACUCGCACCGAAGACGUACCGGAAGAGACAGACCAAGAUCUCAGGGAGGUUGAGGCAUCUCAUGCAACCAACAGCGCUGGCGAGAGCCCGAACGGCAUCAAGCCUGUGUAUCUUAAGGGCUUGUUCAGUGUAUCAACAACCAGCUCAAAGCCUUUGGCUGUGAUUCGAACAGACAUCAUCAGAGUCUUGAAACAACUUGGUGUCGAGUAUCGCGAGAUCAAGGGUGGGUUCAGUUGUCGCCACGCUCCUAGUAUCGACAUGGAGAAGCCGAGGGACGACCAAGCAGCGGCAGGUUACGGGAGUCAUAGGCGAAAGAUCAGCUUUGGUGGCUUGAUGGGAGGAGGAGGCAACGCCGAUCCAGCUACACCCACACCUCCGCGUCCCAGAAGAGACAACAGCUAUACUGCCAGCGACAGCUCUGAUGAUGAGGAUGUACGACGGGUCCGUGGUCAGCAGCAUAACCGAGCAGCUGGUGAAACAUCAACACACGUGCAGAGCGAUCUCGGCGAAGGCAUGGUUCUCAAGUUUGAGAUCUUCGUGGUAAAGGUACCUUUGUUGAGCCUGCACGGUAUCCAGUUCAAGAAGGUGGACGGUGGUACUUGGCAGUACAAGAACAUGGCGCAAACCAUCUUGAACGAGCUGAAGUUGUAG
Molecule: messenger RNA, 2913 nt
Organism: Aureobasidium musti
Lineage: Eukaryota; Fungi; Ascomycota; Dothideomycetes; Dothideales; Saccotheciaceae
Source: the annotation of a GenBank genome assembly